Messenger RNA from Bombina bombina (fire-bellied toad), 7151 nucleotides. It is a transcript of the gene S1PR2, whose product is annotated as sphingosine-1-phosphate receptor 2. The transcript has 4 exons. Lineage: Eukaryota; Metazoa; Chordata; Amphibia; Anura; Bombinatoridae. Gene Ontology annotation, biological process: sphingosine-1-phosphate receptor signaling pathway. Gene Ontology annotation, molecular function: sphingosine-1-phosphate receptor activity. The record is from RefSeq and is a predicted model, not a curated record. Bases 876 to 1922 code for a protein of 348 amino acids. Gene Ontology annotation, cellular component: membrane.
AGGGAGUCAGUCUGUGAAUUCUCUCUGAGCUCUUGUGUUAGUCCUAAAAAAACCAGACACUUUUGCAAUAUUCUGUACUAGUUUCUCCAUACUGCUUGCAACUCCUUAUUCUCUCCAAAUUCUCCUCUCCCUCCUCUUUCUAUCUCAGAGUCCCAGAGUGGAGCAGAGGAAAACAUCUGGAUUGUGGUUUUUUUUAAACAGAAGAGGGGGAACGAGAGAAAAAGAAAAGGAAAAAGGGAUGGAUGUUCUCUGCUUAAAGCAGAAACCCCCUGCUUUGAUAUAUUUAAAGAGUGAAGGCUGAAGUUUGCUAGGAUGGUUAUUUGGGACGGAAGUUCAAGGAAUCAAUAUAUUUAGUACAAGAAAGAAGAUACAAGGAAACCUGUCUUGUUUUUUUGGAUGUGUAAUUGUUACUGUUAGCAGCAGCAGCAGCUAUACUGAGUGCUGCUGCUCUGUGGGGCUUUUCCACUGUGGAAUGUAUAGGGUCUAUUUUGGGUUGUGGAUGCGAUAUAGCUCUUAUCUCUUACUGGAGGAAACAUUAAAAGACGAACAAUUAAGCCCAGCCCAGCCCAGUCCAGUCUCGCCCUGCAAAUCACCUGUGGGCCUUCUGGAAGUGCCCCACCAACAAGAAAUUUCUGGGGAUGCCUCUGUCUGCGCAGAAGCUGUGGUGAAAAGAGGAAGCAGGAGUAGAAUCAGGCGUAGCACACCGUGCUUGCAGCCAGCUCACAGAUUUUCAGCAACACCGAGAGAAUGGGUUGUGUGAGCAGACACUUCUGGUUGUCUAAGUGUUGACCACCUCCUAUGUUGUAUUUGAAAAAGAGACAAAGGAAGGCUGAGCUGAAGAAGUGGUAUAUUUACGGCUCACCAACACAGUCAGGAUGCCCAAGAUCUACGAGGAUUACUUGAAACCAGAUACGGUCAGAAAACAUUACAAUUACACCAAAGAGAACCGUGUUGAGAGUGCUUCUCAGGAGGUUGUCUCUGCAAUCGUUAUAAUAAUCUGUUGCAUUAUUAUCCUGGAGAACCUACUUGUACUAAUUUCUAUAUGGCGCAACAAGAAAUUCCACUCUGCUAUGUUCUUUUUUAUUGGAAAUUUGGCAUUUUCCGACCUCCUUGCUGGUUCUGCAUACAUUGCCAACAUCCUGCUGUCAGGGAAAGUUACACGUUCAUUAACUCCAGUUCAAUGGUUUAUUCGUGAAGGAACUGCAUUUACAACACUAUCUGCUUCUGUCUUCAGCCUACUGGCUAUAGCCAUUGAACGUCAUGUGGCUAUUGUUAAAGUGAAGGUCUAUAGUAGUGACAGAAACUGUAGGAUGUUUUUUCUUAUAGGGGCCUGUUGGGUUAUAUCAAUGGUCAUUGGAGGGCUACCCAUACUGGGUUGGAACUGUAUUAAAGAUAUGGAUGAGUGUUCCACUGUGUUUCCUUUAUACUCCAAGAAUUAUAUUCUUUUUAUAGUCACCAUCUUCACUGCCAUACUGUUAUCCAUUGUUAUCUCAUACGUACGGAUAUAUUUAAUUGUGAAGUCCAGUCAUGCUGAGAUUGCUGCCCCUCAGACACUCGCCCUUCUAAAAACUGUGGCUAUAGUUCUUGGUGUAUUUAUCAUCUGUUGGUUGCCGGCAUUCAGCAUCCUGUUAAUGGAUUUCUCCUGUGAGAGGAAAAAGUGCCCAAUACUUUACAAAGCUGAAUACUUUUUUGGAGUGGCCACCUUGAAUUCAGCCAUGAACCCAAUCAUUUACACACUGAGGAGCAAAGAGAUGAGGAAAGAGUUUUUGAGAGUACUGUGUUGUUGGGGUUGCUUUCAUAAAAACAGGAAUCCUGACAGACGUAUGCUUCCACUACGAAGCUCCAGCUCCCAGGAACGUUGCACACAAAAACCUGACAGUCCCAUAUCACCAAUUAUAACUAAUUGCACAACAUUUGUGUGACUUAAAAAUCUGACAAUUUGGAGGAAAAAACUUUGGGAAAGAUUCUCUCCAAAGAAUUCAGAGUGCACCAUUAAUAUACAAGCAUAAUGCUUUCACCAAUAUAGUCCUGAGCCAUUUUACUUAAUUACAGGCAACUUACAUUUUUGCACCGGAGUAUGUAAAACCAUCACACUGCUUCUUGGUUAAACACCCCUUUCAAAUUUCUAUUUUUCGGCACAGAUUGCUGGUUUUCUGUAUAUUGUGAAUUCAUACUAGGCUAUUUAUCUUAAAUUAGGAAUUUAUUUUUUAACAUUAGAAUUCUGCUGAGAAUACACAUUCCAAACUUCCUGGUAUUAGGAUAACACAUUUCCACCCCCUUGAUUUGAGCAGUAAUAAUGUGAUCAAAAAAGUAAGCCUAAUUUUUUUACAAUAAUUUAAUUUAAAUAUUAUUACAUACAUUUUCUCUAUCUUUAAAGGAAACGCCUAAAAUGUAUGAUUUUUUUUUAAAAAAAUCAAUGUUCCUGUGCUGCAGGCUUUUCAACGAGAGUUGACUAUCCCAUCCAGUCAGCAAUAGAGUCCCAGGACUACACUGUAAACAAUGAUGCACUUCCUGCUAGUUUAAAUUUACAUUUAAAUAGCUUUAACUUAACCUUUUUCUAAUGCAAAAAAUAUAUUUUAACAUGCAAAAAUAUAUUUUAACAUGUUUUACUGAUGCUCUUUUGUACACAUAAUAAAAAGAGUUUGAGUAAUAUAUCCCUAUAAAUACACUAGUGCACUUAAGAUUUUCUCAGUAGAAUGUAAUGUUGUGUUAAUUUACAGUACCCCUAUUCUGCUAGACUUCAGUUUACAGCUGCUUAAUAGUAUUAUACUUUCUAUAAUAUCUACUUUCUUACCUGUUUUCUCCUAUAACACAUACAUAUUGACGAGUUUGUAUUAUGAAGACAGUAUUAUAGCAACCAUCUCAUGAGGGCUUAAAGGGACACUAAACCCAACAUUUUUCUUUCAUGAUUCAGGUAGAGAAUACAAUUUUAAAUACUUUUAAAAGUUACUUCUAUUAUCUAAUUUCCUUCAUUUUUAAGAUAUGCUUUGUUGAAGAAAUAGCAAUGCACAUGAGUAAGCCAAUAACAUGAGGCAUCUAUGUGCAGCCACCAAUCAGCAGCUACUGAGCCUAUCUAGAUAUGCUUUUCUGCAAAGAAUAUCAAGAGAAUGAAGCAAAUUAGAUAAUAGAAAUUAAUUAGAAAGUUGUUUAAAACUGCAUACUCUUUCUAAAUCAUGAAAUAUAAAGAUUGGGUUUAAUGUCCCUUUAAAUAAACCUCUCAAUGGUUGCUUUCAUAAUAUUUAUUUUGUGUUUUGUAUAUUUUAAACUGUACAUAACAAAUAAUACAGAAACCACCAAUUUAUUUUAGUAGUCCAGAUGAUUUCCUUUUUUUAAUAUCCUGAAUGCUAUGUAUUUUCUUAUGAAAAUGUGAUAUAUUUUUUUUAAUGGAAAGACAUAAAGCAGAUCCUGCCCCCUUCACUUCCUGUGCAGACUUUCCCAUGCUUACAGAAUUGAAAUCUGCAAGAGACUAGUAUAAACAAGCAUAAAGAUCAAGAACUGUACCGUCAAAUCUUCAAUCUGCUAUGUACCAACGAGGCCUUGUUAAAGCAAAAAUAUUUUUAGGAGAGAUACAAAUCACUAUUCAUUUUUUUAAGGUUGUUUAAUACUAAAACAAACAUAUUUAUGUAAAAUGACUUUAAUAUAUCAAGACUGGAAAAUCCCCCCACUUGUUUACAUUCUCCAACAAUGAAAAUAUAUAGUUCACCUUCAGUAGAUACAGGGCAUUGCCCACCCACAAUGCACUGCCUCUCUCAUGAGGGCUUUGUUAAAAUACAGUGAAAAAACCAUACAGACCCCUGAUUAUGGUAGUUAUAAAUUCAAAAUAUUUUGUUCUUACUUUGAACCAAGUGCAUUUUAAAAUGUGUUAUAGUUUAUUUAUUUGUUUUAAUUUGUUUUUUUUCUGCGGAAAAAAAACAAAAAACUUUGUUUUUAUGUUUGAGGUAUCAUUACCCACCAAUACAGCUUUUGGGGGUUGUCCUUAUAACCAAUUACAAUUAUUUCCAUCAAUCAGUUAAAGGAACAGUCUACUCCAAAAUGUUUAUUUUUUUAAAAACAUAGAUAAUCCCUUUAUUACCCAUGCCCCAGUUUUGCACAACUAACACUAUUAUAUUAAUAUACUUUUUAGCUCUGUGAUUACCUUGUAUCUAAGCCUUCUCAGAUUGUCUCCUUAUCUCAAUUCUAUUUAUAGACUUGCAUUUUAGCCAAUUAGAGCAGACUCAUGAAUAACUCCAUGAGCACAAUAUUAUCUACAUGGCACACAUGAACGAGUAGUGUGUUGAGGUGAAAAGCCAUAAAAAUUUCCUGAGAUAAAGGUGGCCUGCAGGGGCUUAGAAACAGGCAGACAUUUAGAUUUUAAAGGCUAUAAAGUAUAUAAUGGUUAUUAACGGUGUUACCUAUUUUUUUUAAAUACAAUUUUGGAGUAGACUGUCCCUUUAAGCACAAAUAUUUACCUCCUGUCCUUUUUAAAAAUGAACAGACUUAAUUUAACUUUUUCAUGCAAAAAUGUUGUAGCAUAUUCUUUUAUAUUUUUGAGUUUAAUAUCCCUUUAAAUAAAUGUGACAAACAGCAGCACAUUUUUUAUAUUGACAUUCACAAUUUAUUCAUGGUGCAUUUUUUAUGCCAAUUUUAAAAGAUUGUGCACAUUGGUAAAUGAAGAAAAUGUCUUGAUAUAUUAAACCUACAAUAGAUAAAAAAAAGGUCGUUUGUUUAUGCUUGUGUGCUUUAAUACGGUCAGGAUCGCUUUGUUUGUUCUGCCAGAGAAUCUGAAGCAUGGGAUUAAUAUAAAUUAUAGUUACAUAAGAGGCAAGGGCAAUAUUUAGCCUUUUUGAGUAUGUGCCAGGCGCUCUUUACAUCAGAGAGAGUGUCAGACUGAGUUUGAUAUAUAUAAUCUGUGUGAGACAUAAAGGAGAUUAUAGCAUUUCUAUGUGUGGAUGCCCAUUUGUCCUGUCAGAGGAAUGUACCAUUGACCCUAAUGACCUUUAGUAAAACCUAUGAGUCAAACAACAGUAUCAUAUGGAAGUCAUUACUAAGUAAUGUGAAUACUAAUUAAAAGGACAUGAAAACAGAAAAUGUAACUUUAUGAUUUGAUUAGAGCAUACAUCUAUUAUCAAAUAUGCUUUAUUCUCUUGGCAUCCUUUGUUGAAUAAGCAUCAAUGCACUACUGAGAACUAGUUUAACACACAGGGUGAACCAGAGGCAUAAAUGUGCAGCCAUCAAUCUGCAGUUAGCGCCCAGUAGUGCAUUGCUGCUCCUGAGCCUACCUAGGUAUGCUUUAUAACAAAUUAUAUAAAGACAAAAAAGGCACAAUAGAUAAAAGAAGUAGAUUGUAAAGUUGCUUAAAAUUUGCAUGCUAUCUGAAUCGUGAAAGAAAAAAAAAUUGUUUCAUGUCCCUUUAAUUCUUUUUUCCACAGGUUUAUUUAAAUGCUUGCAGUUAACUAUGUUUUUAAAUACCAGGGAUAUGAAACCCAGUAUUUCAUGAUACAGAUAGAGGGUAAGAUAAAAAAAAAAAACAGGUUGAUUGGCUCAGGAGCACCCACGUGUCUGGAGAAUAUAUAGCAGCAGUUUUGUAAGAAUAUUAUUAACCAAGAGCUAUAGGUGUUUUGUUGCCCUGUUGAGCACCAGACACUUGCAUGUUAUCUACCUAGGUAUGCUCUUCAACAAAGAAUACAAUGAGAAAGAAAGAAAUUUGACAAUAGAAAAAAGUAAAGUUUUUUUGUUUUUUUUAAACUGAAUGCCUUAUCGGAAUCAUGAAAGAAACAAUUUGGGUUUCAUAUGCCUUUAAACACAAAGUCAAGCUUGCACAUUGGGCUGCUGAGCUGGUCCUGCUACAUAAUACGUAUGCUGCUCAAUGCUGCUUCUAAUGGUCUCACUGGUCGUGUCUGCCUCAGAAGCAGCAUUGCAUUAGCAGAUUCUGAGCAGACAUUAAAGGGACAGUCAACACAAAAAUUGUUAUUCCUCUAAAUUUCUGCCAGUAACUAAGCCACUACAGACAGCCUCUUAAUCACAUGUUUUUAUUUGAUUUUCACAACAGGGGAAUGCUAUUCAUGUGAGCCAUAUAGAUAACAUUGUGCUCACGCCCGUGGGUUGUGCACAACACAGCACUAAUGCGAGUCAAUAGAUAAUAAAUAAAAAGUCAUGUGAUCAGGGGGCUGUCAGAGUAUGCUUAGAUACAAGGUAAUCACAGAGGUAAAACAUAUAUUAAUAUAACCAUGUUUUCUGUGCAAAACUGGGGAAUGGUUAAUAAAGGGAUUAUCUAUCUUUUUAACAAUACAAUUUUUUGAGUUAACUGUCCCUUUAAUUACAUCAUAGUUCAGAUUAAGCUUUUGUACAAUAAUAAAAUGCUCUAAUUACAUGUUCUUUUAAUAUUGUAUGUGUGCUGUUUACAAUAUUAAAAUGACUCCUUUUAAUAAAUGAAAUAAAAUAUAGAACUAAGACGGGGGCAGUUAUCUUUUUAUUGUUUUUUUUAACAGGGUUAAUAAAUGGCACUAAUAGCACCAGUUUACUUAAUGGUGUUUUUAGCACCAGUUGAUUGUUUAAGUUUGAUUUAUUUAUUUCUUGAAUAGAGUGAGGAUUGUAAUCAGUAUCCGCUCUGUAUUAAUAUGCAGUUAGAUUCAAUAGUGCACAGUAUAAGCCCUUUACGCACAAUAUGACAACAUUUUGACGCACAUUUUGUUACUCAAAGUGAAGAAUGGAAUCUGGCCCCAAUUUGCACAAUACGUUUGUUUUCACUCCUGUGUUUAAAAAUUCUGGAUAGUGUCCUACACUUUUGUUUUUAUUAUGCAUGUCUAUAUCUACCUAUGUCAUUAUAAGCGGUACAGACCUUGUUUCAAUAGCUUUUCUAAUUGGUACUAAUAUUUUCCAUCGCAGUGGUACAUUUUGUUUUUUUUACAACACAAUAUUACAGGCAAAGAUUUAUGUGACUGAAUCUUAUCCAUGUAACCUUUUGAACCUGUUUCUGACAGAGGUCAACAAACUUUGUUAACUUUUCACCGUAUUUUUAUGAACAUUUAAAAGAAAAAAAAAAUGACGUACAUUUUCUCUUUUAACAUACACUACAGAUUAUGUUGUAUAAAUGUUAAUAAUUGUGCAAUUUUGAAGAGUUGUUUGUUAUGUCUAAUGUGUAUACACAUAUUAAAGUUGUGCUUUUUAGUAAA